AUUACAAACAAAUGAGUCGGUGAGAUCUAGCGAUACAGUCUUCACCUAGAUCACAUAUCUAUGAAACCCUUGAGAUGCAAUCAUGAUGCCAAUUGCAAAGGAAAUCAAAGCAGUCAAGGAAUUGUUCGAAACCCAGAUCACAAAACACGGACCUCUGGUUGUGAAGGAGACCCGCAAAAAAUUAGGUGUGGAAUUUGGAAUCUAUAAUAGCCGCCUGAUCGUCUUCUUCUCUCCACCCCUUCUCAAACUUGUUGGCUUCUUUUGCAAACCAUCUCCUCCUUCCUUGUGUUUCUUCUUCUUCCUUCCCCCUCUCUUUCUCCACUCUUCCUCGAUUUCCAUAUAGUCUAAAAAUCCAAGUAAAAUCAGUAGUAAGAAACCGUAUCCCACUUUUUCCGGCAUGGUUGCCAACGAUGUUGGAUGGUUCUCCGAAAUCGUUGCUCUCAUCAAUUGUUGAUUCUCUUGCAGAUUUUAUGCUUGGAAAUCAAGUUCCUUUUAAGAAAAUUGAGACUAUUGAGUGGCUACUCUGCCAGGCUGAGCCUUCCAUCAUCGUCGCCACUGGAUUCGUCACUGUCCCAGCCACUCACAAAGUGUCUUCCAUGGUGGGUCCGACCACGAGCUCCUCUACUUAGUUCAUGCUUUGCCGAUUGCAUGCCGUGGGGACUAGCGUUGCUACUGCUGCUAUGCCGAUGUUCUUAGCCUCCAACAAACUGUCGGUUGGACUCGUGCCAGCUGAUCACCGUUCAAUAUCCAGGUGAAGCGGCGAAUGGGUAUCGCCACAUGCCAUUUACAGCAGCAAAACAUGAAGAUGAGCAGGGGCAAUAGUAGAAAAUUGAGAUUUGAUUUUUCUAGAUUUAAUUGUAAUUUGAUUUUUUAAUGAAAUUUAUAAGAUUAU
This is a messenger RNA of Rubroshorea leprosula, 892 nucleotides long. The record is from the annotation of a GenBank genome assembly. NCBI's taxonomy places the organism in Eukaryota, Viridiplantae, Streptophyta, Magnoliopsida, Malvales, Dipterocarpaceae.